CAUGGGAAGAAGUGGCAUUUUUGCUGUGUGUUGUUGUUGUUCAUAACUUCACUCUACACUUCACAGUUUUUACAGCCUUUGCAGCAUUCCACUACUCCAGUUCCAUUUGUGGCUUCUUUUCAAAAUUUUUUUAUGCAGAUAGAUUGCUUGAUGAUUAAAAAUACUUAUCGCGAGUAGUAUGCCUGUAUGGCAUAUAAUAUUUUAUUACGGACACUCACACUAUAAGUACGCACGCGUUCGCCGUUUUCGAAAGCAGCCAGGCGAACGGCCAUAAGCGGUGACAGAGAGUUUGGACGAGGCCAAAAGGUGCCACUGAUCAUAUCUAUUUGUGCUGCUCGUCUUCUUAUCGAAGAUGAAUCUCAUACGAUCAAGCGAGGAAGACAGCAAUACGCAUGUGGCUGAGGAGCCCGUGGCCAAUAAUCGCAGUGGAGGCGUGAAGCGUCCAAGCCGUUUCAGUAUCAGUCGUCCCAUUUUCAGCCAGGCGAAAUUCGACGAUAACAACGAAUCCGGAGAACACGGAACACCAGCGACGCCAUGGACGAAAUUGAAAAGACAAGUGUCCCACAAAAUCUAUCGGACUUUCAAUUCGCGGACCAACUGUGCGCGGAUUAUGAAAAAGAAAAUAUUGCGGACAUUCCCCAUUCUCCAGUGGAUGCCGCGCUAUAAUGUUCGGCAGGAUUUACUUCGAGACUUAGUCGCAGGAUUGACUGUGGGUAUUAUGAAUAUUCCCCAAGGAAUGGCUUACGGAAAGCUUAGUGGAGUUCCUCAUGUAUUUGGACUGUACACCAGUUUUUUCCCGCUGUUGAUAUAUACGCUAAUGGGCACAUCGCGACAUGUUUCUGUUGGAACGUUUGCCGUUGUGAGUCUUAUGACCAGCAAAAUUGUCAAGCAAUACGAAGGCACGGAAGCAGAUCAUCUGCGUUCGAGGGGUUUGAUGAUGAAUACCACUGGUAAUCUGGAUGCAGAAGACAGUAAUCUUCCCGCUCGGGUUGGUGUACUCAUCACGGUGGCUUUUGCGGUUGGACUGUGGCAGGCCGUUUUAGGAAUAGUUGGACUUGGAUCACUUACAGUGUAUCUUUCCGAUCAGCUCGUUAAAGGAUUUACCUCGGGUGCUUCGUUCCACGUGUUCAGCAGCCAGUUGAAACCGGUAUUUGGAAUGCAGAAUCUCACUUCACAUUAUGGCGCUUUUAAACUGUUUAAAACGUAUUCGCAGUUUUUUGUUAAUCUUGCAACACAUGACGUCAAUGUGGCCACUCUGAUCAUAUCUUUGAUAUGUAUCGUAUCACUUCUUCUAGUGAAGUACCUUGUGAACGAAAAUAAGAAGGUUAUAAGCUGGAUAAAGUUUCCACUUCCGGCAGAACUGCUGAUUGUUAUCUUCGGCACGCUUGCAUCAUGGAGUUUAGAUCUCAAUGGAAAAUACAAAGUCGUCACUGUGAGAAAGGUUCCUGUAGGCAUGCCUGAGCCGCAAGUCCCCGACAUGGUCUUACUACCUCAGAUUUUAGUGGAUACAUUUGCUGUUGCCGUAGUUGGAUUUACAAUCACGGUGUCCCUGGCAAAACUAUUUGCUCAGCGUUUUAAAUAUGAAAUCGACCCAAAUCAAGAGCUGAAGGCCUUGGGCGUCACUAACAUAUUCUGCUCGUUUUUCCAAUGUAUUCCGGCCACGGGAUCGUUGGCUCGCAGUGCUGUACAAGUAGCGGUGGGCGGUGCGACACAGGUUGUGAGUAUUAUCGCAGCAUUAUUUGUGCUCGUCGUGCUUCUGAAACUGGGUACUUUAUUGGAGUCUCUCCCGGAAGCUUGUCUUGGUUCAAUCAUUAUGGUGGCACUAAUAAAUAUGCUCAAGCAGAUAUCGGAAGUGACAAAGCUUUGGAGUAUUUCAUUUGUUGAUACGUCCGUCCUUUUGGUUUCGUUUCUGGCUGUCAUAAUUUUGGAUGUGGAUUCUGGAUUGGGAAUCGGAGUUGGCUAUAGCUUACUGACAGUCAUAUUCAGAACACAACGGCCGGAAAUUGGGCUGUUGGGACGCGUUCCCCAAACUGAUAUCUAUAAAAGGAUUGAUUCUUACCGAACGGCUAUGGAAGUGCCGAAUAUGAAGAUUAUCCGCUUAGAUGCUCCACUUUAUUUUGCCAAUGCCGAUUUUUUCCGUCGUACCACCUAUGAAUUGUGUGGUUUGGAUGGCAGAGUGGAUUCUCAGUCUGAUUUACGUGCUUCUCCAAUUCAGAAGCACCCUAAAUACCGCAGUCUUUCUGAUACGCAGUUUGCUGCUGCCUGGAAUGAUCAGGAGGUUGAUUUAUCCUCCAGCUCAUCCAUUCGUGUCAUCCAGCCCAAUAGCGCUUCGUCGGAUUCAUCGGUUUUGCCGGGUAGUCCUGUGCCAUUGAUAGAUUUGUCGGACCAUUCGGUUCUGCUUGGAGCGGCGACUCGCUAUUUGGUUUUCGAUUGCUCUGCCGUCUGUUUCAUGGAUAUCACGGGAGCCGAAAUGCUCAAAAAGAUGGCGCAGGAAUUGAAUGCAAUGGGCGUGGAAUUCUUCUUGGCAGCUUGUAAAGCUUCUGCGCGGGAAACCUUAGCCUUAAGUGGAUUUGAGAAAACAUUGGGACCGGAUCGUUUGUACCUAACUGUUCAUGAUGCGGUGCUUUACUCAACUCAGACGGAUCCGAAUAAGUCCAGUACAAGUGGAUAAAUUAAGUACAAAUAAGCGCUGCUCCUUUUGCCUGAUUCAGUUCCAAAGAAAAGCCGAUAGUUUUAUACAAAUGUAUACGAAUACUGUUAUUUAAUUUUGCAACUCAGGGUACGAACUGGUUGGCUUCGUAUUAAUUGCUCGUGAUUGUUGUUUUUAAGGGUCUAUGCUGAUUUAUAGUUUGUCCCCGGUGCCGCACAGAAUUUUCAGUGUAUUUCUGUGCUUGAAUCGUCUGUGUUUUAUCUUUUAUUAACUUCGUUUUCGAAACUUGUGGUCUACAAAUGUGAUCAUUAUUUUUUCAAAGGCUGAUGAUGUACUUCUGGCUUUAGACAUGGUUGUUUCUACUGCUCAAACUUUUGGAAACUGGUAGUAAAAACGUUUGAAUAUUAAAGUCCAAAAUUAUGA
This is a messenger RNA of Paramacrobiotus metropolitanus, 3073 nucleotides long. Its product is annotated as solute carrier family 26 member 6-like. Lineage: Eukaryota; Metazoa; Tardigrada; Eutardigrada; Parachela; Macrobiotidae. Gene Ontology annotation, molecular function: sulfate transmembrane transporter activity; chloride transmembrane transporter activity; oxalate transmembrane transporter activity. Gene Ontology annotation, cellular component: membrane. Bases 353 to 2671 code for a protein of 772 amino acids. The transcript is spliced from 14 exons. The record is from RefSeq and is a predicted model, not a curated record. Gene Ontology annotation, biological process: transmembrane transport.